Diospyros lotus (date-plum) is the source of this 879-nucleotide messenger RNA. RefSeq lists its product as uncharacterized. The transcript is spliced from 2 exons. The record is from RefSeq and is a predicted model, not a curated record. The coding region runs from base 1 to 879 and encodes 292 amino acids. Lineage: Eukaryota; Viridiplantae; Streptophyta; Magnoliopsida; Ericales; Ebenaceae.
AUGAGAAGUCAGCUGACUAAGUUGACUCAGACCUUGAGUGUUAGAGAACCAAGGAAGUUUCCCUCACAACCAAGUCCGAACCCCAUAGGUCAAGCCCAUAGGGCCGAAGGGUCAUCUAGUGAGAAUCAUGAACAAGUCCAGUCUGUCACUGUCCUUAAGAGUGGGAAAGUAAUUGAGAAACCUGAGGACCCUAGGACAGUGUGGCCUACCACUAGUAAAAAAGACCAAGGGCAUUAUGAAAUGAAUAAUGAGGAAGUGAAUAAAGGAAGUAAAGAGGUCAAAAGAAAAAUCAAUGUGCGGGAAAAAACAUUCCUGACGGAACAAGUAAGUGCUAUCCUUCAAUUCAAUACCCCUCCAAAGUACAAGGACCCAGGAUGUCCUACCAUUACUUGCAUAAUUGGAAGCCAAAAAGUCGACCAAGCACUUCUUGACCUAGGGGCUAGUGUCAAUCUGUUGCCUUUCAGUGUCUAUCAGCAGCUAGGGUUGGGAGAACUCAAGCCCACUAGGGUCACUCUUCAAUUGGAUGACCAAUCAGUAAAAGUUUCUCGCGAGAUUGUGGAGGAUGUCCUAAUCCAAGUGGACAAAUUCUAUUUCCCAGUGGACUUUAUUGUCUUAGAUACCCAGCCCCACCAGGGUCCUCAGUCGCCUAUUCCCGUUAUCCUAGGGAGACCAUUCCUUGCUACUUCGAAUGCUAUCACCAAUUGUAGGAAUGGGAUCAUGAAACUAUCAUUUGGGAAUAUGACGGUGGAGAUGAAUGUUUUCAAGGUAGCUAAGCAACCAAAUGAUGAAAUGGAAUUGGAGGAAGUUGAUUUAAUCCAGACCUUAAGUGAAGAAUACUUUGAGAAGGCUCUUUAUGAGCAUGUUAUUUAUAAUUUAUAG